GUGGUACGUAAUUGCUCUUCUGCUCUACUUUUGGUGAGGAGCUAAUUAACGAGCUUUGCCCCUCAACCUUGAAUGCGCCUUCCCUCUUCGUGAAAGGAAGACGAUCACAGGGCUGCUCUUUACUUCGGCCAUCACCAACACAGAAUCAAAAGCAGUCUUUAGCGGAUCUGCUUCCGUCCCGUCGACCGGGAAGCGCUUCUUCAUAUAUCAGGCGGGCACGAUUUGACGCUACUUCGUUCUCUGCAUCUUCCGCGAUGCAGCAAACGAGCGUUGACGCAAGGAGGACUGUACCGGUCGUAGAAGAGGUGGUCAGCACGGUGCUGGCCGGCGCCGCGACGGGGCGGCACCCCAAUCCCCAUUCGAUCGGUAUUGUCCGUUCCAAUUCCUGUGCCCUCAACACCCGCGACACGACGUCUACCGUGCCUGAUUUCUUUCCUGUUGGCAGCGUCGCGUGGCCGGACACGCUCUUGUCCCUCUGGAAGACGGUGCGUUACUCCUCCCUUAUUGGCGUCUUCGCAGCCUUGUCGCGUGCUUGGUUCACCGUCGACAACAAGCUGGUGCUGUGGGACUACCAGGGAGGUCGCGAGUUCUGCGUCUACGAUGAGAUUCCUGAGCUGAUCACAGUAAUCGGGACGCCGGUGCGUCCUGUUGCGGGGGCCUUCCAGCCGCAUGUCACCUACGUUCUCCCGGUAGCCACCACAAACAUGCUCUUCCUACUCGGCCUCUGCGUCGUCGGCGAGGACGACGCUGCCGAGAUGAAGGUGGUGAGUUUAGGCUACAGCUGCUCCACCGACGUUGUGAUCACAAAAAUUAGCGGCUUCAGCGGCCGAGUCUUCUGUGCGGGUGCAGAUGGCCACGUGUACGAGGUUCGUUACAUGCGCGAGAACACCCCUUUCACCCCAAAGAUCCGCCUGGUGAGCUACACAAAUUGGUUUUCCAGCACCCCGGUGGUGGGCCAGCUGACUUCCGUCGUCAGCAAUGUGUGGGAGACGUGGACGGGCGGCGCGCACGGCGGCCUGAUCGACCUCGCCGUGGACGAACGCGACGGCAUUCUUGUCACGCUGAGUGAACAGAGCACCAUCGGCCUGUGGCGCAUCAACUCUAGUGGCGGGCUGCGGUACAUGCUCUCUCUGCGGCACCAACCAGACCGCCAGCUCCGUUCCCAGUCGACCGCGCAGGGGGAGGCGGCGCCGCUGAUUCGGGUGUUUGUGAUCGACGCAGAUGCGCAGGGCUGUCGUCUGAUGGCGACCGCGCUCAACGGCGAUCAGUUUCGCUACCGCUACACGAACACGUUCGACUCUGUGUACUCGGCAGAGCUCAUUCUCCAGUCGCACACCCCGUCGUAUCUGCCGCCCGGCAAGGAGGUGAGCGUGUGCUACGGCUCGGCCACGGCGGUGCUGGUCGCCUUCAGCGACGCCAGCGACGACCGCGCGUCGGACGAGGUGCUCGCCGCGACGUCGCCGCCGACGAUCAUGGCACCGCAUCAUAACGCGCGGGAUAUCGUCACUGUCUUUAGCGGGCCGUCGUCACACAUCGUGCGCGUCGAUGCCAUCGACAAACUGCCAAGCCGCGCCGCGCAGAACCUCAACGACCUGUGCGCGCAAACCUGCUCCCCUGCCGUGACGUACAUCGUGGUGCACCGCCACGGCCUCUCCCUCUACACCCAGGCCCGUCCAGUUGACACACUGUACCUCAUUUUAUCCAGCGCCGGUGCCGAGUGCCGCGACGCCCUGCUGAGCCGCUUCACCUCCGUCUACAGCGCCACCGACUACGCGGCGAUGCUUUUUCAGAUCGCCAUUGGGGCCCUCCACACGGUGUCCGACGUCCCCCGCUCCUUCAGCGGCGACGGCUCGCUCGUGAGCAGCGGCGACGAGGGUCUCUCCCUCAGCGAACUCGGGCGGCGGCUCCGUGCGGCAGAGAACGUGGAGGCGCAGCGCAAAGCGAGGGACCUUUUACGCAGCAUGCAGCUGCCUGGCGCACAAAGCGCCUCCAACGCAGGCGUGGAUAUGGAAGUGCAGCAGAUCGUUGUUCUCAUGUCACCGUUUGCUACCGGCCUCGCCACGUUCCUCGCGCGAUCGCUGAGCCUCCUGUGGGAUGUGGCGGUGAGCAAGGUGUCGCAGAGCUACGUCGCACCCGUGGCCGUGGUGCUGACGAAGCUCAUUCAGUACCUCGACAGCCUUUCCGUUGGCUCCGUCACGGAGCAGCAGCGCACCAUCGACAUGCAGCACGAAUGGCAGCAGGACAAGGUGGUCGUUUUCGUGCCUCGCGGCCGCAGUCUGCGGUCCGACGACGUGAAGCGCCUUCAGGCCACCAUGCUGUACGGCUGCUACGAGCUGGCACACAAGGCACUGCAGGCAACGACGCUGCUGCAGCGCGUGCCGUGGAUCCCGCUGCACUCUGGCGACGCGCCAGUCACGUUUGCACAGGUGAUGCGCGACGCGGAGGUGGCGCAGCGGCUGGGCCGCUAUCUGAGCCAAGUCUUACUGGACUCCCAGCAGGGCGUCAGCGCCAGUGCGGGCGAUCGCGUGGCCUCCUUUAUCCAGCUGCAACAGAAGUGCCCCUACUUUUUUGGCGGCAUCAGCACCCAGGCGUACCGCCUCCGCAGCGAGAUGGACGCCCUCACGCGGGGCGAGUCGCUCCAGUCGUACACCGAGUCGCAGGUGCUGCAGUGGGCUGCGGAGGUCGGCGCCAAGGCCGCGCUUUUUUGGCCCUCCGGCGCCCUUCAAAGCAUCUGUGAGCAGCUGCGCAGCCUCAAACGCGAAAACGUGGCGGUGGAGCUGCUGCUGCACGCGGCGGCGCAGCUGGACCCCAACAACGCGGCGCUGCACAUCUUUCUCUCGGAAGGCAACGGCCAAUCGAGCGCGCAGCUGCGGAACAGUAGUGCCUACGCGGUUCACCAGACCAAGACGCAGGUGCUGGAGCUCGCCGUGUCUACGAUGGAGGCGGCGUGGCUGAAUCACCGCAGCGUCGUGGACGACCUCCUUGGCGGCCCGCGCCGCUCCGGCACCAUUUGGCAGAUUGAACCGUCCGACGAGUACGCCCACUGCUUCCUCUUCGACUGGCUGUGCGCCCCGCGUCAUGACAAGGCUACGGCACGCGCACUCCGAGAGACGCUCCUUGCCUCGCGCUCUCCCUUCUUGGCCAGCUACCUCCGCCGCAACGCCGGCGUGCUCACCGAGGAGUACGCCCACUAUUUGUCCCAUGUGCAGGGCGACUACAAAGGGGCCAUGCAGCAGUGCUUUGUCAUGGCGCAGUCGCCGCUACCGGACGUCCCCGUAGCGGACCGCCUGCCCUACCGCAUCCGCUGCCUCCGCGAAGCCUUGGAGUGCGCCAAGAAGUGCCAGUCCGACCAGCGGCAGCAGGUGGAACAGCAGCUGGGACUGCUGGAGACGCAGCAGCGCCUCUACCGCAUUGCGACUUCCUUUGUCUCCUCUGGCGACCCCUCUCUAGAUCGUCGUGUGCAGUGGGAGGGCCAAGUGGUGACGGAGCGCGACGUCGCGCUGCAGCAGAUUGACUUCCUCUCCAGCUACGUGGCGUCGGCGAGUGACCUGAUCGAGAUGGGCGGCAUGUACCCGGCGCUGGGCGGUGCCGAGGUGCAGCUGGAUGCCCUGCUGUGCUCCAACGUGACGGACCCGGCCGUGUACGCCACGUGCAUCGGACGCGCCUUCCAGAACCGGCACGACGCGACGGAAAGCAUCACCAAGCGGCUCAUUGAGAAGUACUUCAACCAGACCAGCUGUUUCCCCCUGUCCUACCUGGUGCGGAUACUCGAGUCGCGCUGCUUCCUGCGCACGCCGACAGGGUCGCCAGAGACGGUGCAGCUGCUGGUGAGCCUCGGCGUGGACCCGAAGGUGCUUUUCCUCACCUACGAAACCGUGCUGGGCGACAAGGACGACACCGGGGUCGAAUGUGAGGAGUUUGAGCAGGCCGGCGUGACGACGGGGUACCUCGUGUACGGAUACGCCACGGUGCUGCUGUGCCUGGCCGACCUCGCACGACGCGGCUCCGUACAGCAGUGGCUCAUCACGAACGCCAUGGCGGCGGUGCGAAAUGCGAUUCGACAAGCAGCCAGCAACGUGCGCUCUUCGAAUGAGCAGGUGGCGGUGGAGGGGGCAGAAGAGCUGCUGGCGAAGGUGAACAACGUAAUGGCAGGCGGGAUGCCGUACUACUAA
This is a messenger RNA of Leptomonas pyrrhocoris, 4172 nucleotides long. RefSeq names its product putative nuclear pore complex protein. Gene Ontology annotation, biological process: protein localization to nuclear inner membrane; transcription-dependent tethering of RNA polymerase II gene DNA at nuclear periphery; protein import into nucleus. The record is from RefSeq and is a predicted model, not a curated record. Gene Ontology annotation, cellular component: nuclear pore inner ring; nuclear pore. The coding region runs from base 255 to 4172 and encodes 1305 amino acids. The transcript has a single exon. NCBI's taxonomy places the organism in Eukaryota, Euglenozoa, Kinetoplastea, Trypanosomatida, Trypanosomatidae. Gene Ontology annotation, molecular function: structural constituent of nuclear pore.